AGAAAUCAUUCUGCGAACGAAGCUUACUUCCAAUAGACGUUUUUUUCUAACUGCGAGAGUAACGAAUAGUACAAAACAAUUUUAUGCAGUUCAUGAAAAAACUCCUAUAGUUUCCACUGUGACUAUUAAUGCUCCCAAACCAACGAGAAUACAAUAUGCUGAAUCGAUCCGCAAAUUUAUGUGAAACUACAAAUCGAUUCGUUUUAGAAUUACAUAUCAUCAAAUUCAUUGAAAUAUUUGAGGUUUACUGAUGAUUUCAAUUCAAAGCAUCAUCAAAUCAAUAGAGGUGUACUGUCAUGAAAAGUACAAAAGCUGCUGCAUUCUGAUUCUGAUAUUGUUAAUAGUUUUUGAUUGAUAUUCUUUCGAAAACGACUUACCACUUGGCUGAGAACGGCUGUUCCAAUCGAUGCACUACAGAAAGCACAUGCAGUUUUUUCAUAAAUUAAACACAGUAAUAUCCGGGGAAUGAAAAGAUGUAGUGGUGAAACUAACGGUAUAACGUGUGUGCGUAUCGUCGGCUUGUUUACGUUCAUUAUGUGUCAUUUUCAUUCAUGGCGAUAAAAAAGUGUUUACCCCGUGCUUGGAUUUAGUCCGACAAAUCAAAUAAACCGUUGCAAAAUAGCGGAGAUAGGAGCUAUGGGAUCGUUUCAAAUAUCAUUUGAUUCAGCUCUUUGCGUAAUUUUCUACGUUACAUGUUUACUUUAUUCUUUCUAUAAAAAUUAUGAAAUCAGCAACGAUGGACUUCAAAACUUCUAUUAUCUCGAAGAAGGCUGGACAAUUUUCAAAGGCCGCCGUCGCGAUGAUUACGACUGGGAAUGGGAAAUCUAUAAAAAGUUCACUAUUGACAAUUCACUAAUCUUCAUAUUUCACGUGGCUUUCUUUGAAAUUAUUCGUUAUAUGCGUUUCAAACAUAUUUCUUCAGCGUUAACAUUGUUUGGAUGUGGAGCAGUGCUUUACAUCUACGGCAUUAAAGUUUUAAUAAUUCUUCUCCUCCAAAACAUAACAUUUUUUGGCAUCAGCCUGUGGGGCCGAAGUGUUUAUCUUCUGUGGAUCAAGGCGUUUUUGUGGAUAGCAAUCAUUAACAUCGUAAAAAUUUUAUAUUUUUAUGACCAACUGAACAUUUUGCUUGAUAUAGACAACGAUAAACUGUUAGAGUUUAGCAUCAUUAUCUCGUGGAACGUUAUAAAAUGUACUUGUUUUUGUUUGGAUAAAACCAAAACAAAAGACAGUAACGAACACUACCGACUGAUUGAUCUUCUGGGAUAUUCAUUCUACUACCCUUUGCUUUUGUUCGGCCCGGUAAUCAUAUAUGAUCGAUUUAAAGAAUGUCGAAAAAUUGGUUGGUCUUUCGAAAGUUUGAACACACUGAAAAGAAUGAAAACUUUGGCUUGGCGGCUUUUCGUGUGUUUCUUUUGGGCUCUUGUCAUGGAAAUUGGACAACAUUUUUUCUACAUCAACAUCAUUCAGUUGGAAUUGAAGUUAUUACAAAAUACAAAUCUAUGGGUACUCUAUGGAUUAGGUUAUCUCAUGGGACAGUUCUUCUAUAUAAAGUACGUAAUAUUCUACGGCAUCGGGAUCGCAUUCGGCAGUUUUGAUGGUCUGGAUAUGCCACAGAAACCUAUUUGCAUCGGAAGAGUUCAUCUAUACUCUGAUAUGUGGAAGUUCUUCGAUCGUGGUCUUUAUGAAUUUUUGUUCAGAUAUAUCUAUACUCAACUUUGCACAAAAACUUCGUCUGGCACGAGAAAAAUUGUGGCAAGCUCUGUUACCUUCAUUUUUAUUUACAUUUGGCACGGUCUGUAUACGUUUGUUCUGAUAUGGUCAGCACUAAAUUGGAUUUGCAUUGUUCUGGAAGGAUUCGUAAAGAAUAUUUUCGGAAUCAACUCAAAAAUGGGAGCCAUUGUAGGAACACAUGUGUUUAUUUUGUCUGUGUUGUCCAACUUUUUCUUUUUCGCUCGAGAAGAAGUCGGUUACAUCUAUAUAAGGAGGACAUAUUACGAAAACCUUAGCAAUUACUUGGUACUUUAUGUUGUGGCAUACUGUUUCUACCGGACUGGUGAAUGGAUCAAAUCGGUCGAAAAUAACCGAAGAAAUCCUUUGAAAAAAUGCUUCUAAACCAUGCCUAGAAUUUGCGCACAAGAGAUAAUAAAGCAUCAUUAUUCUUUA
Molecule: messenger RNA, 2163 nt
Organism: Malaya genurostris
Lineage: Eukaryota; Metazoa; Arthropoda; Insecta; Diptera; Culicidae
Gene: rasp
Product: protein-cysteine N-palmitoyltransferase Rasp
Exons: 5
Coding region: 637-2112 (491 amino acids)
Biological process (GO): protein palmitoylation
Cellular component (GO): endoplasmic reticulum
Molecular function (GO): palmitoyltransferase activity
Source: RefSeq, a predicted model, not a curated record